Cladophialophora immunda is the source of this 2250-nucleotide messenger RNA. RefSeq lists its product as uncharacterized. The transcript has a single exon. Lineage: Eukaryota; Fungi; Ascomycota; Eurotiomycetes; Chaetothyriales; Herpotrichiellaceae. The record is from RefSeq and is a predicted model, not a curated record. Bases 1 to 2250 code for a protein of 749 amino acids.
AUGCUGGCAUUUUCUGUUCUCUUCCUCGCAGUGUGGCUACAGUCAUGCUGGGCCCAAAAUCCAUGUCCAGCUGUAACCCAGCACUUGACUGACCCUCCUUAUGACAACUACUUCUACUCGGACUGCCACAGUGACUCGCAAGCCGUGGUCACCAGUCCACUUCCCGACUCGAACCUGACUAUAAUCGGCCCUCGGCUGAUCAUUGCCUGGCCUGCCGGCAACAGCGGUAUAUGCACCUUCUGCCAGCCUCAGAAUGGUCCGAAUGGAUCUCUGGCCAUAGAGCUCGUCAAUUCCACUGUAGGGACGCCAUUGGGUCCGGUUUACAGAACGACCCAAGGCUCGGCAAAUCCGUUUGUUGGUGUCCAGGGAGUCAUCUCAUUCAACACCUCGGCCACAUUAACCAUCCCAAUACUGGGCAGUAUUAGGACUAUCCGAGAUUUCACAGAGGGCCCGAGUCUUCUUCGCCCGGUUAUUCAGGACGCCGUCAAUAUCACACGGUCGAAUGGAACCGGAGCAACCCUCUCGCGACUUUGGCUGGACAAUGUCACCACGACCACUUUCACCAUGGUCCCAUACCAGAACCCAGGUUCCAAUAUCACGAUAAACCAGCGGAACAAGACCAUCAGUUUCGGUGCAGGGUUCUAUCUGUUUUCUGCAAGCUUCAACUACCCACAACUGACGCAGCUCCCGCAAAGCCGAGUCCUGAACACCGCCUCGCAGAACCUAAUCACUCAACAGCCGGAUCAAACAACCUCGCUUUCGUUUCUUUCCUAUACUGAAAAGUUGCUUGCGGGAGCAUGGAGAUUCCUCACCUAUUUCGGUCGCGACAGCAUGAUCAGCGCUCUGCUCCUGGAACCAGUGUUGAGUCAAGGCAAUGGUUCCGCGACAGAAGCCGUGAUUGGGGCCGUUCUCGAGCGACUCAACCGGAGCGACGGAUCUGUCUGUCAUGAGGAGACCAUUGGUGACUAUGCAACCUACCUGAACUUGCAGGACAAUGUCACCAGCACUGCGCCCGGUUUUACAUACCCAAUGAUCGACACGGACUACUACCUCCCGGUCCUCAUGGCGCAAUACUUCAACAGCAGCCCAUCUCGCAUCGGUCCUCUCCUGAGCCGGAAGGCAGGCUCGAUCGAUGUCCAGAAUCGCAAUCUGACAUAUCAAGACUUGGCGCUCAUCAACGCAGAGAAGAUCAUGAACAUCACUGCUGCGUUCGCGCAGAACCAGACGGCGGCCAAUCUCGUUCACCUCAAGUCGGACCAGAUUGUGGGACAGUGGCGAGAUUCUACGUACGGACUCGGAGGAGGUCGGAUUCCCUUCGACGUUAACACCGCUCUGGUCCCCGCGGCUCUGCGAGCCAUAGGCCAACUGGCACGUACAACGGGCGUCUUCCCGAACAAUUCGAGCGUGAACACUACCUCGUGGCGCACACUGGCCGACUCGCGGGCCCAGCUCUGGGAAGAAAACACGCUCCAGUUCUUCGAGACCAACAUCACGGCCUCGACCGCGCGUUCUCGCCUCGGACAGUUCGUGGACACGGCUACAUUCUACAACGGGCCGACCAACGCCUCGUCGCUCCCGUCGUCGGGCAACGUCACGACGUACUCGAUCGCCCUGGACGGGUACAACAAUCUGUCGUCCGUCAACGUCCAGCACAGCGACAGCAGCUUCCGCGUGUUCUUCGUCAACGCCUCGUCGUCCACGCCCGAGGCCGAAGCGCAGGAGACACGCUUCAUCAACGCCACGGCGAACAGCCUGCUCCGACCGUUCCCGGCGGGCCUGAUGACGCCGCAGAGCAUGGUCGUGGCGAACCCUGCGCUCUCGGGCUCGGACGUGCUGGUCGCCAACUUCACCAACGCCGCCUACCACGGGUGCGUCAUCUGGUCCUUCCAGCUCUCCAUGAUGGCCAAGGGUCUGGAGCGACAGCUUGCGAGGUGCAACACCACCACUACCAGCACCACCGACGGGGCGAAUUCGACUUCCACGGCCCCAGCCUGGUGCGGCAUCUCCUCGGUGUACAAUAACGUAAUCCGUGCGUACAACGUGUUGUGGGACAGCAUCGAAGCAAAUUCCGCCCAGCUACAGGGCGAGGUGUGGAGCUGGACCUUCAACAAUAGCACGGGCGGCUUCGUCACCACGCCCUUGGGCGUGUUGCCGCCGCCACCAGGAGUCGGUGCCGGGACGGAAAGCGAUAUCCGGCAACUCUGGAGUUUGACGUUUUUGGCCGUCAAGAGGAAUGAGAAUUUGCGAUGA